ACGUGGAAAAGGACGUGUGAGAGCACAAAUCCCCAAUCACAGACAAAAACAAUAUUAGGAAAAAAAAAAUUAAGAGUAAAAUACAAGCUCACUGGAUCUCAUUCAUGGCUGCUAUUUUCUCUGAGAUUUCCUAAUUUGCACCACCCGAGAAGAAGAUCCAACGCCUUCGAAUUCCGGUUCUGCAGAUUUGGAAUAGGAAGAAUUUGUUGAGUGAUUGGGAGAAAUUGAGCUGUGGUAAUGGAGGACGAGAAGAAUAAGAAGAAGCGGAACAAGAAGAAGAAGAACAAGCAAAACAAGACGGCGGACGAGGUUGCUGCGGUUGGCGGCGGAGAAGCAACCUCGGAGGAUCAGAAUCACGCGAGUAAUGGAAAGGAUGAUCAUGGCCAGAUUGCUGAGUCUGCGGAUGUUGGAAAUGGAGGGAAGGACUUGGAUGUUGGUCUCACUAGAAAUGGACCAAAUGGCACAGAUUCUAUGGUUUUAGCUGAAUCUGAGAAACAACAGUGGCUUCAAAGAGAGGCUGUUUUAGAAGAAACUAUUAAACAAUUACAGAUAGAACGAGAUUUUCACAUACAGAAAGAGACUACCUUAGAAGAUACAAUUGAUAAACUGCGAAAAGAAAACAAUUUACAUUUACAGAAAGAGUUUAUUUUUGAAGAGGCAAUAAAAAAAUUACAAGAUGUAAAUACUUCCUAUAUGCAAAAAGAGGCCACUUUUGAGAUGAAAAUUGUUGAAUUACAGAGUGAAAUAGAGUCCUGGAUUCGGAAAGAGGGUCAUUUGGAGGCGAGGAUUAGUCAUUUAGUAGAUGAAAAAACCACAUGGUCUUUAAAAGAGGUGAGCUUGCAGGAGAAACUUGAACAUCUUGAGAAUGAGAAACGUGCUUGGACUCUAAAUGAGGAUUUGAUUAGAGAGACUAUUGCAAAUCUGAAUGAUGAUGUUUUGAGAUUAAGGGUGCAGGUGGUGGAGUUGGAAGAAUCCAGAAACAAUGUCUUACAAGAAAACCAACAACUGUUGGAAAACGUAUCUAGUCUGCAGCUGCAAAUUAAGGAUCUUCAUAGCAUUGCCUCUACUCAAUCAUCGGAUGAAUUUACAAAGCUUUCUUCCGAGCGUGAUGAGUUAAGCUCUCAGGUAGAAGCAGCAUGCACGUUGGUUGAGAGGUUAAUUGCAGAAAAUGCAGAACUUGUUGAAAAGGUCAAUGAGUUGUUUAUUGAGCUUGAUCGACGUGGUGGAUCGUUACUUCCUUCAACCGCAGCAUACAAGUUGAUGGUUGGGACUGCUGAAACUGCUAGUUUUUCUGAUCGGGGUUCUGAAACCAUCACGGAUGUGCCAAAAUCAGGCCAGGAGUUGAACUCAAUAGAAGUUGUUGAGGUCAAAGAGGAAAUGAAUGGUAUUCAUAAGUCAGAUAACCAUCGUACUGAUGUAGUUGCAGAGCCUAAAAUAUUUGAAGAGGCUGGUGAAAUCGUGCAAAUUCCGCUAGACGAGAAUGAGGUUCCAGAUCUCGAGUUGCAGGUUAAUUUGAAUGGUGAAAGGGAUUCUGUUCCAAUCUCAGAUGCUCCCCUAAUUGGUGCCCCGUUCCGGUUAAUAUCUUUUGUUUCUAGAUAUGUUAGUGGAGCAGACUUGGUGAACAAAAAUUCUUUGCAAGUCUAAGCUUUAACCAUUUGUUUAUUUUUGGGAUUAAUCACAUGCUUGGCAUGGAGGAGUAUAAUUUUGUUAUAUUUUUUGUGGAAGGAAAAUGUCAAGAUCACAGGUAUCCAUUCUGGCUAUUUUCCUUAGUGGAAAAUAUUAAGCUGCUGAUUCUUUUUAUCUUAUUUUCUCUGAGCUAAUAA
Molecule: messenger RNA, 1823 nt
Organism: Morus notabilis
Lineage: Eukaryota; Viridiplantae; Streptophyta; Magnoliopsida; Rosales; Moraceae
Product: myosin-11
Exons: 13
Coding region: 238-1644 (468 amino acids)
Source: RefSeq, a predicted model, not a curated record